AUGGCGGCUAAAAAGGACAUGCGCAGGCUGGAUCUUGCGAUCCCCUAUAUCGAACCUCCGACGAGCAAGAACGAUGCCGAUGUGUCUGGCGCAAUGUCGAGCACUAUGCCCAUGGCGGCGAUGUUCACCAGGAACAGGAUGAUCGGAUGGGUUUCUUUUGUUUUCUCGCUCCAGAACUGGCUCGGUGAGACUGAAGACCAAAAGAGCUCUUCGUCCACUCCGGCAUAUAUGUCCGUCUUUAUGUCCUUUAUGGCGUUGGUCGUGACAUACUUCCCUAUCUUCCUUUCUCCGCAGAACCAACGCGCGGGCGCCACUCCUGCGCCAUCGGCUUCUUAA
Aspergillus chevalieri is the source of this 336-nucleotide messenger RNA. RefSeq lists its product as uncharacterized. Lineage: Eukaryota; Fungi; Ascomycota; Eurotiomycetes; Eurotiales; Aspergillaceae. Gene Ontology annotation, cellular component: endoplasmic reticulum membrane. The transcript is spliced from 8 exons. The record is from RefSeq and is a predicted model, not a curated record. Gene Ontology annotation, molecular function: protein folding chaperone. Gene Ontology annotation, biological process: protein insertion into ER membrane. The coding region runs from base 1 to 336 and encodes 111 amino acids.